This is a messenger RNA of Triplophysa rosa, 1587 nucleotides long. RefSeq names its product nei-like DNA glycosylase 1 (gene neil1). The record is from RefSeq and is a predicted model, not a curated record. Gene Ontology annotation, biological process: base-excision repair. Lineage: Eukaryota; Metazoa; Chordata; Actinopteri; Cypriniformes; Nemacheilidae. Gene Ontology annotation, molecular function: zinc ion binding; nucleic acid binding; DNA N-glycosylase activity. The coding region runs from base 220 to 1515 and encodes 431 amino acids. Gene Ontology annotation, cellular component: nucleus. The transcript is spliced from 11 exons.
UGGUUGUUUAUUGCAUUAGUUGUAUGUAGACUUUACCCGGUCUAGAAUGAAUUCGGCAGCUGAGAGCUUUCUAUAAAGAAUUUUAAGGCUCUGCCAAUGAACUGCAUCUCCCAUGAUGCACCUGUUUCCGUUUGAUAACCAUCUGGGAACAGUGCUCCAAUGUCCGGUAUGAUAUAACAAGCUUUAGGAGCAAAGCCUGUCGUGAUUUCCUACAGAAGAAUGCCAGAGGGUCCUGAGCUCCAUUUGGCCAGCCUGUUCGUCAACAGGGUAUGUGAGGGUGUUGUGUUUACUGGUCCUGUGGAGAAAUCUGAUGUAAGCAAAUGUCCCGAGGUGCCGUUCUGCUGCGACGCUUAUCGCAUCAAAGCCCAGUCCAGAGGAAAAGAGACACGCCUCACGCUCACGCCCAUAAAAAACGAUGACGACGAAAAAAGCAAGGUUGAUCAAAAUCAAUCCCAGCAGCCCGUGGAUGUGGUUUUCCGGUUUGGAAUGUCAGGGUUUUUCCGCUUCACCACGGUGGAUGAACUUCCGAAACACGCCCACCUGCGGUUCUACACUAAUGAGACCCCACGCAAAGCUCUGAGUUUUGUGGAUCCGCGCAGAUUUGGAGGCUGGCAACCAAAUGGAAGCUGGCAAGCAGACAGGGGACCCUGUAUCAUAUUUGAAUACCAAAGCUUCAGAGAGAAUGUUCUUUCAAAUCUGUCUGACAAGGCGUUUGACAGGCCCAUCUGUGAAGCGCUCUUAAAUCAGAAGUAUUUCAACGGGGUUGGAAACUAUCUUCGAGCAGAAAUUUUGUACAGAUCACGAAUCCCCCCGUUCGUGAAUGCCAGGACAGUACUGCAGGGACUCGAGCUAAAAGACGAAGAUAAAAAGAAGGUCAAAGCGGAAACUGCAAUUACCGAGACCGCAGAUACAAUAAAGAUUGAGACCGAGACCCCGGAUCUUCUCUCUCUGUGUCACACGGUUCCAUUAGAGGUGGUCAAACUGGGUGGAAAAGGUUAUGACCCCCAAACAUCAGACUAUUCAACCAUUAUAGCCUGGAUGCAAUGUUACGGUGUGGAUGGAAUGAAAUCAAUAAGAGACCGCAACGGACGGACAAUGUGGUUUAAAGGUGAUCCUGGUCCUAUGGCCCCCAAAGAUUUCAAAUCUCCCAAAGGAGGAAAAAGGAAAGUACAGCAGCGUGAUCAUGAUUACACGGAUUCAAAGAAAGCCAAGAAGAACCGCACAGGCGACGGCGCAAAUAAAAAGCCUGUUAAGCAAAAGGAGAUCAAAAAUAUAAAGGAGGAAACAAAAACAUCCAGGUCACAGCGUGGCUCAAAAAGACAGAAAAACGAUGAAAAGGCGAUUGACGCAGAAGAAACCAAAAGACCAAACGCACGCAAAAGGAGCGGCACAGCAGGAACUAAAGGCCAAAAUAAGAAGCAAGCAAAUAAAACCAAAAAUAGAUCUGCCACCUGCAGGAAAAGCACCACAAAAGAAAAGCCAAAGCGGAAAAGCAGCCGAGGUCGUAACACAUGAUGCGAUUCCAAGCAAUGGUUUAUCAGCGCACCCUUGUUUUUUAUCAUCUGUAAGACGUUUAUAAUAUAACUG